Medicago truncatula (barrel medic) is the source of this 918-nucleotide messenger RNA. Its product is annotated as probable WRKY transcription factor 51. The record is from RefSeq and is a predicted model, not a curated record. The transcript has 3 exons. Gene Ontology annotation, molecular function: sequence-specific DNA binding; DNA-binding transcription factor activity. Gene Ontology annotation, biological process: regulation of DNA-templated transcription. Bases 102 to 719 code for a protein of 205 amino acids. Lineage: Eukaryota; Viridiplantae; Streptophyta; Magnoliopsida; Fabales; Fabaceae.
UAUCAAGUGGUAGCACGAUGAAGUUCUACUACUACUACUACUAGCAAAUAGCAACUAGCAAAAUCACUCAUUCAUAAAAGACCAAAUUCUAAUUAAAUGCGAUGGACAUGUAUUUUGGAAACCCUAAUUCUAACCCUUAUCACAAUAAUAAUAUAUCUCCUCCUCCUCCUUUCUCGUCUGAUUUCAUUAAUUUAUCUGAUUAUCUGGUGCUGGAUGAUGAACAUCAAGAAUGUUGGUCACAAAGUACAGGAACUGAAUCAUCAGACAACAAGGCACCUUCCACCACCAUUGAUAUUAAUGUCAUCAAUCAAGGAUUAAUUUGUGAUGAAAUUGAAACCUCUACCAACAACAACAAUAACAUGAUGAAACGUAAAAGCGGGGUGAUGAAGGAAAAUACAGUAGAUGUGAGCCCAAGGGUUACGUUUAGAACGAGAUCGCAGCUUGAGAUUAUGGAUGAUGGAUACAAAUGGAGGAAGUAUGGAAAGAAGUCUGUCAAGAAUAGUCCAUACCCAAGGAACUACUACAAGUGUUCAGGUGAAAGAUGUGGUGUUAAGAAAAGGGUGGAAAGGGAUAGGGAAGAUUCAAGCUAUGUGUUAACAAGCUAUGAAGGUGUUCACAAUCACGAAAGCCCCUGCAAUUCAUACUGCACCCCAGUGUCUUUGGUGUAUUCCAAUGAAUGGCCACAGCAGAACCCUUCUGCAACCUCUUCUUCCAAUUAAUGCUAAGUUAAUCAUAUAGUAUAAGUAUAUGUGUGUGUGUGUAUAUAUAUAUAUAUAUAGCUAGCUGCUCUUAAUAAAAGGCUAGGAAGGUUUGAUCGAGUUGGUAAGUUGUAUUGGCUAUCUUCCUGUUAUCUAAUCAUAGUUAUUUUCUGCUAAACAUCGUAUUCGACCAUUGCUAAAUUCGGUACUGAGUUUUUAA